UAUAAACCACUUUUUUUGUGCAUGUGUUAAGAAAAUAAUCAUAUGCAUUGACUGACCUUCACGCAGUGUGGCUUGAGUGUCAAAAUACUUUUUGGGGUCACUCUGUAUAUCACGCUAGUGAUUGUUUAAUCAUUUUGUGUAUAUAGGAUGAUACAUUAUUAAUUAACUAGAUGAGUAAAGUUUGAGAACAAACUUUAAGUUGGUUUGAAAGCAUAGCCUGAAGGUUUGAAGCAGUUGUAAAAGUAUGCAAGCAGCUACCAUGAUUUAACACAUUGCUUACAUGAUUUAACAUGUUGUUAACAUGUUUUAGCAUAAUUAGCUUGUUGCUUGUAUUUUUAUAGGCUGAUUAAAAUGUUGUUAGCAUGAUUAGCAUGUUGUUAGCAUAACUGGCAAAUUACUAGAAUGUUGUUAGCAUAAUUAGCAAGUUACUAGCAUGUUUCUAGCCUGAUUAGCAUGUUGAUAUCAUGCUUCGCACAUGAUUAGCAUGUUACUAGCAUGUUUCUAACAUGUCUAACAUGUUACUAGCUUGUUGUUAACAUGGUUCUAACAUUAUUAGCAUAUUACUAGCAUGUUGUUACCAUGAUUGGGAUGUUGCUAGCAUGAUUAGCAUGUUACUAGCAUGUUGCUAGCAGGAUUAGCAAGUUACUAUCAUGUUAUUAACAUGUUUCUAAUAUGGUUAGCAUGUUACUAGCAUGUUACUAGCAUGAUUAGCAUUAUACUAGCAUGUUGUUAGCAUGUUUCUAGUAUGAUUAGCAUGUAACUAGCACGUUUCUAGCAUGAUUACCAAGUUACUAGCAUGUUGUUAGCAUGAUUAACAUGUUACUAGCACAUUGCUAGCAUUUUUCUAUCAUGAUUAGCAUGUUACUACCAUUUUGCUAGCAUGAUUAGCAAGUUACUACCAUGUUGGUAGCAUGAUUAACAUGUUACUAGCAUUUUGUUAGCAUGUUUCUAACAUGAUUACCAUGUUGCUAGCAUGAUUAGCAAGUUACUAGCAUGUUACUAGCCUGUUGUUAGCAUGCUUCCAGUAUGAUUAACAUGUAACUAGCAUGUUUCUAACCUUGUUACCAAGUUACUAGCAUGUUGUUAACAUGAUUAGCAUGUUACUAGCAUGUUGCUAGCAUGAUUAACAAGUUACUAGCAUGUUACUAACAUGAUUAGCAUGUUACUAACAUGUUUCUAACACGAUUAGCAUUUUGCUAACACGAUUAGCAUGUUACUAGCAUGUUGCUAGCAUGAUUUAGAUAGCUAGAUAGAUUAGAAAUAUUAGAGUGGAAUCUUAAAUGAGUGUAAACUGAUUAGAAAUAGUACAUAGAAGGGAAGCUUGAUUGAGCCUCAAGGGAUUCUGGGAGUUUUGAUUUGAAUUUUGUCAGUUGGAGUUCGAAUAGUGUUGUUCAUUUGAACAUUCCGUCAAUGUAAGUCUAUGGGAUUUUUGGUGGGUUUGAUAGUCUGGUUUACGAAUACUGUAAGCCGGAUCAGUCUGAAAAGAUACAGCACACCGAGUCAGACCAGUCUGAAGGUCUGGGCUGAGUUUGGUGGUUCUAGCUUGAAAGCUCUAGGAGGAGACAGAUACCGAAAUUUGGCUCAGAAGAAGAAGAAUAAUAAUAUUCUUAAAUAGCAGAUCAGUAAGUUGGCUUUCUCAAGCCAACUUAAUAACAAUUCCUGUGUUCACAUUUUAGUGUAAAUGAUUUAAGCGCAGGGAGGGAAGGAACGUGCACUCUGUUUGCAAACAGCGCACACAUCUGAAGCACAAGCAGAGAGCAGCGGUCCCGCUGCGGGUUCACGGCCUGUGUCCGUUCUCGAAUUAAUGUUAAUCAAAGAACAAAAGAAAAUCUUUCACUGACCUUGACUGAAUAUCUUUAGUAAAUUUGAUGAGGAUUCAUCUAUGUAUUAUUUAUGAAAAGAAAACAGUGUUUUUAAACUUUUGAUUUCAACUUCUGUACCUGAAAUUUGUUCAUUUGUAUUUAUUUAGAUUACUGCUGAAUUUAUUUGUUUUUUCAACAUUACAUUUUAUAGGUCAGAUUUUUAAAGGCAAUUUUCUCAAUAUUGAGGCUAUUAUUAUUAUUAUACUUAAAUGUAUGUAAUCAGUGCAAGAAUUGUCAUUAAACAUCAUCAUUUGUGCAUUUUGAAAUUAUGAAUGUACAUUCAACCAAACAUUAAGUCAGCCAAAUUAAACAAGUCAGUUAUAAACCAACUAGAAGUUUCUAAUCCCCAAAAGUAAAAUGUAUAUGCUCUAAUUUAAAUUAAGACUUGAUCAUUAAGGCUGAUCAUUUCCUGGUUGUUAUAUCUUGUAAUAUGAUAUCCAGGAAAAAGGAGUGGACAAAUCGAAUAGGUAAGUGAAAGUUAACCAAAAGAAAUGAAAGUGUUGGGUGUAGUGGGGAAAAGGUAAAGCAGGUUUCACAGCAUCUCCAACAAGUGACUGAAGUAUAUUUUGGGGUUUUAGAAGUAAAAACUUGUGUCUCGCCAAGUGUCUCUACUGAGAACUGACUCCAGUCAUGGCAGACACUUUGUCCUUUCUGGAAGAGGAUUUGACAUGUCUCAUCUGUUGUGAUAUCUUCACCGAUCCGGUCACUCUGAAAUGCAGCCACAGUUUGUGUCAGGAAUGUCUUCAGCGUUUCUGGACGAUUCGGGAUGUGCCGCAGUGUCCGGUCUGUCGCAAGGAAUGCUCUCACGACGAGCCCACCAAGAGCCUGGCGUUCAGAGCGCUCUGUGAGUCCUUUAAGAAUAGAAAACCCACAGCUGUUUCAGGAGACGUUUGUCCAGAACAUAAAGAGAUGCUCAAACUCUUCUGCUUUGAGGACAAGCAGCCCAUCUGUGUGGUCUGUUACACAUCAAAGAAGCAUGAAAAUCACAAGUGUUCUCCUGUCGACGAGGCUGCCGGGAAUUUCAAGGAGAAUAUCAAGACGCAAAUAGACAGACUUCAAGUGACACUCGCUGACCUCAAGAAAGCCCAAGAGAGCUGCAUGAAACAGGCUGAGCUUAUUAAGGAAUGCACCAGUAUGGAUGAAAACCAGAUAAAGGAGGAAUUUGAGAAGCUCCAUCAGUUUCUUAGAGAUGAGGAGGAGAAACACAUCAGAUCUUUGCAUAAAGAAAUGGAACCUCAAAAUGAGAAAGUCAAGGCCAGAAUGGAGGAGCUGUCCAAACAGAUAUCAGAUCUGUCUGAGAAUAUGGCAGCUGUGUGGCAGGACAUAGAAGCUGAAAACAUCACAUUUCUCCAGAACUACAGUGAUACUUUAAAAAGACUCCAACAGCCAUCAGAGCCAAACACGACCCCUGAACUAGAGGAAUAUCAGCACUAUCCCAUUCAGACUGUGAUCUUCACCACCUGGGCCAGAAUGCAGAACCUUGUGGAACAGCCUCCUGUGACUCUGGAUCCGGACACAGCAUCCAGUAAUCUGCUGGUUUCAGACGACUGCACCAGCGUUGAGUACUCAGAAAUGAAAAUGACUGUGUGUGAUAAUCCAGAGAGGCUGUAUGUGGGAGUGCUGGCCUCACAGGGCUUCAGAUCAGGUGUGCACUGCUGGGACGUAGAGGUAAGAGACAACAACCACUGGAUGCUUGGAGUGGUGGGAGAAAAAGUGUACCGCAAAACACUUUACAAAAUGGAUCCAAAGAGCCGUUUUUGGUGUUUUCGUUAUGUGAAUUUUACAUACAAGCAAGGAAAUAAACCUGUCAGCGAUACUGAUAGCAACGAGAGGCCAACUAUUAUCCGACUGCAGCUGGACUUUGACGAAGGAGAGCUGAGAUUCAUUGACCCUUUCAGAAACAGGUGUUUGUGCACCUACACGGGUGGAUUUCCAGAGAAGGUGUUCCCGUAUUUCUGUACUGGAGAUGUGAACACACCACUUAAUGUUUUCCCAGCAAAUAAACUAAACUGCAACUAAUGCUUUUUUCCUCCCCACAUACUGUGUUUUGUGCCCAUGCCAAGAUAAUAAUCAAAAGGAAUGAUGUUUAUGCAGUGUGACUUGAAUGAGUACAUACUUUCUGGUGCCACUGUAUGUCAUUACGUAAUUAUUUAUUUAUGCAAUGUUCAAGUGUAUAAGAGUGUGUACAUUUUAUGGGUCUGGCUUUCGGUCUCAUCUACAUCCAGCUAUUUUUAGCUGAACAAAACAGCUAAUUUGCUGCUUGAUUUUGCAAACCAGUGUGUCUUACUAUAUUAUUUUAAUGUAUUAUCUUAAUUAUUAACACACUUUGUAGUGCAAACAGUUUUAACAUUUACUGGACGUUGUUAUUUUUCUCGUUACUUCCCUGUUGAGGCAUAUGAACCAAAAGUCUGGUCCAUUAAAUGAGGUGAGUAGGGUGAUGUAUUAAUAAUAAUGCAAACUUUAAUGUGAUUAUUAAUGCAAAAAGCAAUAAAGACUAUUUGGUGUACCUAUGUAAUAUUAUUGAAUUUUAAGUGAAAAGCAGUGUGGUGAAGUCACCUCUGCCAGCUGAUUGGUCCAGGGUGGUGUUGAUGUUCCGGUAGAUAUCCUCCUGAUUGUAUUGUGCAGAAUAA
Messenger RNA from Labeo rohita (rohu), 4492 nucleotides. It is a transcript of the gene trim35-14, whose product is annotated as tripartite motif containing 35-14. Gene Ontology annotation, molecular function: protein binding; zinc ion binding. Bases 2493 to 3881 code for a protein of 462 amino acids. Lineage: Eukaryota; Metazoa; Chordata; Actinopteri; Cypriniformes; Cyprinidae. The transcript has 6 exons. The record is from RefSeq and is a predicted model, not a curated record.